UCCAGGCUGCUCCUGGAGUUCGAGCCCUUGCCGUCCGGAGGGAACGAGACCCUGGUGCUGCUGAACCGCAGCCAGACGCCGGACCCGCGCUACCGCGCGCGCGUCUCCAUGGGCAGCCGGCACUGGAGUCUGCACGCCGUGACGGUCGGAGACCAGGGGGUCUACAUCGUGCGCGACUGGGAGGGCAGAGAGCUGGACAGGGUGUGUCUGGUGCUGAGAGAGCCCACCCGCUACGCCGACCUGCCCUGGGGGGGCACCCUGAAGAUGGACCUGGCGCCGGGGGGCGCGGCCGCCAGCCUGCUCUUCACCCCCGACGGCGAGCGGGCCGCCCGCGUGCUGGUGCGCGACGGGGAGGUGGCCGACCUGCGCUACGGCCGGCGCCUCCUGCUGGAGGGAGGGCUGUGGGCCCUGCGGGAGCUAAAGCCGGCCGACGGCGGGCUCUACCAGAUCGCCGACCCGCAGGGCCGGGCCGUCGCCAGCAUCUACGCCAGGGUGCAAGCCUAUAAGCUCCCUCCUCUGUACGUGGCCAUCCUGUCGCUGCUGGGGGUGGUGGCCUUGCUGCUCUGCGUGUGCCUGGUGUCCUGCCUCUUCAGGAUCCGCCGCAGGGAGCUGAAGGCCAAGGCCAUCGCCAGGAUCGCCCAGGAGGCCGGCAAGGGCGACGGAGAGGCGUUCCGCCAGGUCGUCCAGGAGGUGUACACCCGCCAUGUUGCUGAUGUCCUGUCCUCACAUUCCCAGGGCCCUGAGGCUUCCAAAACGACCCGUUACCACGCGCUGGCCGACGAGAAGAACUUCCUGGAGUCCAGCGAGCCGGAGUGCGACUUCCACGGCGCCGCCGCCGCCGCCGACACCUCCGCCGCCGCCGCCGCGCUGCCCCUGGAGAGCGACACCGACCUGUCCGCCACCUUCACCUCCGCCAAGCUCAACUUCGGCCCCGCGGACUGCUAG
Messenger RNA from Lepisosteus oculatus (spotted gar), 945 nucleotides. The record is from RefSeq and is a predicted model, not a curated record. Lineage: Eukaryota; Metazoa; Chordata; Actinopteri; Semionotiformes; Lepisosteidae.